Messenger RNA from Styela clava, 351 nucleotides. Lineage: Eukaryota; Metazoa; Chordata; Ascidiacea; Stolidobranchia; Styelidae. The record is from RefSeq and is a predicted model, not a curated record.
AUGGGGGAUGAAAAAGAUGACAAGGGAAAUUUAUUUGGAGGCUGUGAAGGCCCAGACUCUGCGUAUAUUCGAAUCGUUUCAUCUGAUGGACACAAAUUUAUUGUGAACCGAGACUACGCGAUGACGUCGGGGACGAUCAAAGCCAUGCUGAGCGGGCCCGGUAGAUUCGCCGAGAACGAGACGAAUGAGAUUUGUUUUAAAGAAAUUCCUUCUCACGUCUUAGCGAAAGUUUGUCAAUACUUUGCUUAUAAAUAUCGUUUCAGCAAUACUUCAAUGGAAAUGCCGGAGUUCCCGAUUGCCCCUGAAAUUGCGUUGGAACUUUUAAUGGCAGCGAAUUUUCUUGAUUGUUAA